GCUCUCGGCUGCCCGUGCGCUCUGGGCUUUGCUGCUCACCAGGCCGCCCUGUGAUUCCACGUUUAACCCCCACAGUGGAGCAGGGAGACCGGGGAGAGACAGGCAGAGGUGCCCGAGGCCAGGCGCAGGGAGAGGCUGAGGGCUGCACAGUGCUGCAGGAAGCAGAGGGGAGGAGCCGUGUAGUCACCCGGGAUCCAGCGCAACCCUCACGGGCCCCUCAGGUGCCCACCCCCUACAGCUCAGUGGGCAGCAGCCCUCGCCCUAGGUUGGGCGGUAAUGGGCCAGGAGCAGGGGGGUGGACCCAUCCCGGGAUCCAGCUCAGCCCUCACGGGCCCCUCUCAGGUGCCCACCCUCCUACAGCUCAGCGGGCAGCAGCCCUCUCCCCAGGUCGGGUAAUGGGCCGGGAGCAGGGGGGUGGACACAUCCCGGGAUCCAGCACAGCCCUCACGGGCCCCUCAGGUGCCCACCCUCCUACAGCUCAGCGGGCAGCAGCCCUUGCCCCAAGUCGGGUAAUGGGCCGGGAGCAGGGGGGUGGACACAUCCCGGGAUCCAGCGCAGCCCUCACGGGCCCCUCAGGUGCCCACCCUCUUAUAGCUCAGCGGGCAGCAGCCCUCUCCCCAGGUCGGGUAAUGGGGCGGGCGCAGGGGGAUGGGCCCAUCCCGGGGUCCAGUGCAGCCCUCACGAGCCCCUCAGGUGCCCACCCUCCUACAGCUCAGUGGGCAGCAGCCGUCACCCUAGGUUGGGCAGUAACGGGCCGGGAGCGGGGGUGUGGAUGGAUCCCGGGGUCCAGCACAGCCCUCACGGGCCCCUCAGGUGCCCACCCUCCUACACCUCAGCGGGCAGCAGCCCUCUCCCCAGGUCGGGUAAUGGGGUGGGCGCAGGGGGGUGGGCCCAUCCUGGGGUCCAGCGCAGCCCUCACGGGCCCCUCAGGUGCCCACCCUCCUACAGCUCAGCGGGCAGCAGCCCUCGCCCCAAGUCGGGUAAUGGGGCGGGCGCAGGGGGGUGGGCCCAUCCCGGGGUCCAGCACAGCCCUCACGGGCCCCUCAGGUGCCCACCCUCCUACAGCUCAGCGGGCAGCAGCCCUCGCCCCAAGUCAGGUAAUGGGGUGGAUGCAGGGGGUGGGCCCAUCCCGGGGUCCAGCGCAGCCCUCACGGGCCUCUCAGGUGCCCACCCUCUGACAGCUCAGCAGGCAGCAGCCGUCACCCUAGGUUGGGCAGUAACGGGCCAGGAGCAGGGGUGUGGACGGAUCCCAGGAUCCAGCGCAGCCCUCACGGGCCCCUCAGGUGCCCACCCUCUUACAGCUCAGCGGGCAGCAGCCCUCUCCCCAGGUCGGGUAAUGGGCCGGGAGCAGGGGGGUGGACACAUCCUGGGAUCCAGCACAGCCCUCACGGGCCCCUCUCAGGUGCCCACCCUCCUACAGCUCAGCGGGCAGCAGCCCUCUCCCCAGGUCGGGUAAUGGGCCGGGAGCAGGGGGGUGGACGGAUCCCGGGGUCCAGCUCAGCCCUCACGGGCCCCUCAGGUGCCCACCCUCCUACAGCUCAGCGGGCAGCAGCCCUCUCCCCAGGUCGGGUAAUGGGGUGGAUGCAGGGGGUGGGCCCAUCCUGGGGUCCAGCCCUUCCCUGCACCCCUGCCUCACAGCACCAGCGGCGCAGAGAUGGAGGCCAGCUUCUCACC
Molecule: messenger RNA, 1674 nt
Organism: Oryctolagus cuniculus (rabbit)
Lineage: Eukaryota; Metazoa; Chordata; Mammalia; Lagomorpha; Leporidae
Source: RefSeq, a predicted model, not a curated record